This is a messenger RNA of Lachnellula hyalina, 1170 nucleotides long. It is a transcript of the gene CBWD2, whose product is annotated as COBW domain-containing protein. Gene Ontology annotation, cellular component: cytoplasm. The transcript has 6 exons. The record is from RefSeq and is a predicted model, not a curated record. NCBI's taxonomy places the organism in Eukaryota, Fungi, Ascomycota, Leotiomycetes, Helotiales, Lachnaceae. The coding region runs from base 1 to 1170 and encodes 389 amino acids.
AUGGAUUUUGAUGACGAUGAAGCUCCACCACUGCUGGUUGAUGUAGAAGCCCAGGAGAAUGCCGAGGGGGGAGCUGACCGCAUUAGGGUCCCUAUCACCAUUGUCACAGGAUACCUUGGAGCAGGGAAGACAACGCUCUUGAACUACAUUUUGAACGAACAACAUGGGAAGAAGAUCGCUGUUAUUCUGAACGAAUUUGGUGAUUCUGCCGACAUUGAGAAGACUUUGACUGUCAACACAGGUGGUGAACAAGUACAAGAAUGGCUUGAAGUUGGUAAUGGCUGUAUAUGCUGCUCCGUGAAGGAUCAGGGUGUCAAUGCAAUCGAGUCUUUGAUGGAGAAGAAAGGGGCUUUCGAUUAUAUCCUUCUGGAGACCACUGGAUUAGCAGAUCCUGGGAACCUUGCACCACUGUUUUGGGUAGAUGAAGGGCUUGGCAGUUCUAUAUAUCUGGAUGGCAUCGUCACUCUUAUCGAUGCUAAGAAUGUCCUCAAGAAUCUUGAUGAGCCAGCUCAAGAGACUAUCCCGUCUGAGCACGAGCAUGAGCAUGACGGCCACACCGGGCCUUUGCUGACUACGGCACAUCUACAAAUAUCUCACGCUGAUGUUAUCGUCAUUAACAAAUCGGACCUUGUCAGUGAAGAAGAGUUAGAAGCAGUACAAGCACGAGUCCAGGCAAUCAAUGGGCUGGCCAAACUCCACAUAACUCAACAUGGCCAGGUGCCCCAGCUGGAAGGAUUUCUCCUGGAUCUCCAUGCAUAUGACAAUGUAGGAACACUGGAUGUCGGUUCAAAAGGGCACAGUCAUUUGGAUCCGUCAAUAUCAACAGUCACAAUUUCGGUCCCUGUGUUGACACCCGAGCAAUUGCCACAUUUGGAUGUCUGGCUUAGAUCAAUUCUUUGGGAUUCGAAAUUACCAGCUCCAAGCAAUGGGGCCGAGGAUGAGGACAGAGACAACUACAGCCUGGAGAUUCAUAGAGUGAAGGCAAAGCUGCCUCUCUCAACUGGAGAUAUCAAAAUCGUCCAAGGCGUCCGAGAUGUGUUUGAGAUCUUAGAUGCACCGCAAAUUACUUCACCAGAGCCCGGCUUAAACGGGAAGAUCGUUCUCAUAGGUAGAUUCCUCUUGAACAAGCCAUUCAAAGAGAGCUUCAUCAGCGCUAUAGGACAAACAUAA